CAACGUGCCGGCUUUCAAGGGCCCGCCGCAAGCCAACGGUGUAAGCCCGUAUCCUUGCAUCACCCAACAUUGGUGCGGAGAUGGCUGAUCACUGUGAUCAGUGAGGUGUGGCCUUGAUCACCCUGAUGAACCCCCUCCCUCUAUCCCUCCAUCUCUCUUUUCCUUGCUUCGGAGUCCUUGUUUCCCUUGAGCCCAACGGUCCAUGGGCGUUGACUGAGCAUCGGGAUCUUUGAAACCUAAGCCACACUCUCCGCCGCUCGCCGCCUUUCACAGCUUGAUCUUCGUCAGAAGGGCCUGGAAUAUAACCCGCCCAGUUUCCGCUAGACAGUUCCAGCCCCUGUACAUCCACUUCUGCCCUUUUUCAAGCGGGAGCCAAUUCGGCCAAGACUUCAUCGACUCAUCAACCCACCGAGGGGCGCCCUGCCACUCUCAGAAGCGGACUAAGUACCCGGUCAAGUACCGUGUACUACCAGAUGCGCACAUUUCUAGACAAGUGGCGGCAUGGCUACGUCUCUUGCUCAGCGACUUGUCAAUCCGCGUCGAUACGGGGGCGGCCUUCUAAACUGCUGUCGACGGAGACACGGACAAACACCCCAAUGCCCUUCGCUGCAUGCCCCUUACGAAACGAAAAUAAGGUGGAGAGACACAGCCUCCACAUUGCCGGAUGAAUAGGAAUUCCACGAGCUAUGUGUCUGUGAGGCGCCUCAAGAAUGGACCCAGGUCCAUCCAGUGGUACAGAGAUGGCCGAGUAAACAAGUCCUGUCCGCGAUGCCAUAAGGACGCGUGGCUGGUUGUCAGCUGGCUCCAGUCAAUCCUUCCGAAACUAAUCAAGGCACGGGUUCGAUCGACCAAUUUCGCAUCCAAUGUUGCGGUGCCCAUUCGCUGUGUGAUCUAUUCAAUGCAAAAGACGAGUUGCUUGUGUAGUAGGGACCCUUCGUCGCCAGAGCCUACCAGAGACGAGGGCGUGGCUGGACAAAGUUGCACUUACAGGCUGAUCAGCCUGCAAGUUCCCUCAUGCGACUGCGAGGGCCGCACCACCGAGACAAGGGUACAAUCCAUACAGGCCUGCCCGACUCGACUGAGUACACCUCGAUCGGCUGGUAACCAUGUACCGGCCGUGCCGGUCUACGUGGUAAGUAUUCGCAGGAAGCUAGUAGCAGAGGUGGUUCCAAGGACCAGUGCGAAUCGGACAACCGCUAGCCAACCUUGA
Molecule: messenger RNA, 1210 nt
Organism: Colletotrichum destructivum
Lineage: Eukaryota; Fungi; Ascomycota; Sordariomycetes; Glomerellales; Glomerellaceae
Exons: 1
Coding region: 665-1210 (181 amino acids)
Source: RefSeq, a predicted model, not a curated record